AUAGUAAAAAAUCUUACAUUUCUGUCAGUGAGUAAAAUCAUAUAUAGUCACUAAUAAAUAAAUUGUCGGAGAAUUAAAAGAAAAAUUGAAAACUUCUGUUCCUAAACGACUUUAAAACCCGCACAUCGGACGGAUCCUAAUCUAGUUUCAUUAUAAAAAAUGGCUAGUUUUGCAAAUCGUCCUUAUAUCUUUACACAACAAUAGAGAGUAAAAGUUCAAAAAAAAACAUAAGAUCUAAUUAGUUAUCGUUCAAGAGAGAGAUUAGGGUCUGUUCCUUUUGGUUCAUACCACACCAACCAUGAGGGACAGCUACAAGCAUGAACUUAUCUCAACCUCAACUAACGAAACUGAUCGAGUCAUUAAUCGUUGCUUUCUCCGGAAGAAGACCACACAAGAAAUCAUUCAUCUCAGGGCUUUUCAGGUAGAAGAAUCAGAUUCGUACUCUUUCACCGUAACAUAUCAGCCAAAUCUACGGAUUCGUCAUGAAAAUCUCGAUGGACACGAACUUAAGACCACUAUUGAACGUCAUCGCGAUCGUGCACUUCAACUCGAAGACAGCAUCCCAAAAAAGUUUCUUGUCUCUCAAGAAACAUGUCUCGAGCACGUCAUGAUCAUCUUGUCGGCGAUGUAUCUCCCGCAUUCGAUUCAAGAACGUCUUGUCCGUUACAUCUCAACAGAAUCAGUUAAGUUCAGCAACCGCCGCCGCGGAAGAGGAGGAGGUUUGAGGGUAGAAGUUGACGUUAAAGUGGACGUGGAACAAUGGGUGAGGAUUGAUUGUUGUUGUAAACAAAAGGGUACUUGUCUGGUUCCGGCGAUGGAUUGUCCGAUAUGUUUGACGGAAUUAUCUAGUGAGGUGAGUCGCAUGGAGUUACCAUGUUCCCAUGUUUUUCAUAGAGACUGUGUUAUGACGUGGCUGAAAAUGAAGCCUUCUUGCCCUAUCUGCCGAACCAAACCUCUUGGCGAAACUGUUUCUAUCUAUUAAACUCUAUGUGGGUUUGUAAACUUUUAUAUUGGGCUUGAAUAUGUGGUUUGGGCUUCUAUCUAAUCCUUUUAAGCCCAUUUAUUUGCCUUAAAAUCGGAAUCAAUAAGAAUCUAUCUUUUCUCUGUCUC
Molecule: messenger RNA, 1110 nt
Organism: Arabidopsis lyrata subsp. lyrata
Lineage: Eukaryota; Viridiplantae; Streptophyta; Magnoliopsida; Brassicales; Brassicaceae
Exons: 1
Coding region: 299-982 (227 amino acids)
Biological process (GO): ubiquitin-dependent protein catabolic process
Molecular function (GO): zinc ion binding; ubiquitin protein ligase activity
Source: RefSeq, a predicted model, not a curated record